This is a messenger RNA of Ailuropoda melanoleuca (giant panda), 11283 nucleotides long. RefSeq names its product cyclin dependent kinase 6 (gene CDK6). The transcript has 8 exons. Gene Ontology annotation, molecular function: cyclin-dependent protein serine/threonine kinase activity; ATP binding; cyclin binding. Lineage: Eukaryota; Metazoa; Chordata; Mammalia; Carnivora; Ursidae. Gene Ontology annotation, biological process: regulation of gene expression; signal transduction; protein phosphorylation. The record is from RefSeq and is a predicted model, not a curated record. The coding region runs from base 40 to 1023 and encodes 327 amino acids. Gene Ontology annotation, cellular component: nucleus; cytoplasm; cyclin-dependent protein kinase holoenzyme complex.
CCGCCCCAGCGGUGCCGCGCCGGGCGGCGUCCGGGCGGCAUGGAGAAGGACGGCCUGAGCCGCGCGGACCAGCAGUACGAGUGCGUGGCGGAGAUCGGGGAGGGCGCCUAUGGGAAGGUGUUCAAGGCCCGGGACCUGAAGAACGGAGGCCGUUUCGUGGCGCUGAAGCGCGUGCGGGUGCAGACGGGUGAGGAGGGCAUGCCGCUCUCUACCAUCCGCGAGGUGGCGGUGCUGAGGCACCUGGAGACCUUCGAGCACCCCAACGUGGUCAGGUUGUUUGAUGUAUGCACAGUGUCACGAACAGACAGAGAAACCAAACUAACGUUAGUGUUUGAACAUGUUGAUCAAGACUUGACCACUUAUUUGGAUAAAGUCCCGGAGCCUGGAGUGCCCACCGAAACCAUAAAGGAUAUGAUGUUUCAGCUUCUCCGAGGUCUAGACUUUCUUCAUUCUCACCGAGUGGUGCAUCGUGAUCUCAAACCACAGAACAUUCUGGUGACCAGCAGUGGACAAAUAAAGCUGGCUGACUUCGGCCUUGCCCGCAUCUACAGUUUUCAGAUGGCUCUUACCUCAGUGGUCGUCACGCUGUGGUACAGAGCUCCAGAAGUCUUGCUUCAGUCCAGCUACGCCACCCCCGUGGACCUCUGGAGUGUUGGCUGCAUAUUUGCAGAAAUGUUUCGUAGAAAGCCUCUUUUUCGUGGAAGUUCAGAUGUCGAUCAGCUUGGAAAAAUCUUGGAUGUAAUUGGACUCCCAGGAGAAGAGGACUGGCCAAGGGAUGUCGCCCUUCCCAGACAGGCUUUUCACUCCAAAUCUCCUCAACCGAUUGAGAAGUUCGUAACAGAUAUUGACGAGCAAGGCAAGGACCUCCUUCUGAAAGAGAAAGAGUCUGAUCCACACGCUUUCAAUCCGCCAUCUUUAAAUGUUCAUUUGAAUGCAGCACAGAAGCCUCUCGAUUCAUCUAGACACAUGCUUCCGAUAAGUAUUGAACGUGCCAUGCUCAUAGAAAAAGUGCUUAACAUUUAAUCCAGCCAAAAGAAUAUCUGCCUACAGUGCUCUGUCUCACCCGUACUUCCAUGACCUGGAGAGGUGCAAAGAGAACGUGGAUGCCCAUCUGCCGCCCAGCCAGAACAGCUCGGAGAUGAAUACAGCCUGAGGUCCCAGCCGCCGCCUUGAGCUGAUCUCCCGGAGAACACCCCUGGGGGCUGAUGGCCCCCCACCCUGAGUGAGCCCCGGCAGAGCUGCUGAAGAUCACUGGCUGGGGACCUAGUUGCCGUCUUCUGGACGGGCUCUGCUUCUCCAUGGAAACCGCCUAGUUGACUGUUUGGAGAUCAAUGCAAGAAUGAUUGCAGCUUUAUGUUCAUUUGUUUGUUUGUUUGUCUGUUUGUUUGUUUCAAGAACCUGGAAUACUUCCAGAAGAAGAGAAGCUGCUGACCAAUCGUGCUGCCGUUUCAUUUUUCUAACCUUGAAUGCUGCCAGUGUGAAGUGAGCAAUCCAGGCACAGCUGAGUUAUGAUGUAAUCUCCCUGCAGCUGCCCAAGCCUGAUUCGGUACUUUUAAGUGAGAGAGAGAGAGAGUGUGUGUGUGUGUGUGUGUGUGUGUGUGUGUGUGUGUGAGAGAGAGAGAGAGAUUCUUGUUCUCUUAAAGUGUUACUUUCUGUAAACAACGAGAAUAAUUGAAUUUUAAAGACUCAAAGUGACCUAUAAGUAACAGGUGUCUGUUGACUAAAGGUGAUUUACCAGAAUGGGCUUCUCAAAUUAGAAAGUUGAGCCUGUAUCCUCAGAAUUUCAUAGCCAAAAGCAGUAAAUUUGCUAGUAGUAAAAGGUUCACUAUCUAGAUGAAGUUUUCUACACACAACAAAAGAAAAAAAAUGCUAGUAUCUUUUAAGAGACCUGUUUUUUAAAGUGUACAUUCUAUUUACUCUUCAAAAAGCUGAAUUUACUCAAUAUGAGCCCAUUUUAACCUGUAUUAUAUGCUUUAUUGUUUCUUUUGAAAAAUACCUGUAAGCUUUUUCUUACUUGCUAUAGAUUUAGAGAGUGUACCUCAAAUAGGUGAAAUUGUCAAAAAAAAAAAAAUUAGAGAAAGCCUUUAUUUCCUGAUUUGAAAUCUCUUUCCUUCUUGGGUUUUGUUGUUACUUUAUUUUGUUUUUUGAUUUUAGGAAUUUGUCAGAAACUGUUUCCUGUUUUGGUUUGGAGAGUCAUUCUCUCUGACCAGAGACAUGAAUACCAUUUAAGUUUUCACUAUUACACUGUACUUUUUCUACCAUGCACUGCUUUGUUUGCGAAGUAUCCAUCUUAUCUAUCCCCCAGGGCCUCUAACAUAUAUUACUAUUACAUGACUAAUAACAGAUUGCUUCAGCUUUUCCCGUGCACCCCCUGCUUGCUUUCUUUCAGUGAACCUUUUGAAAAUAGUUAGAUUCAGAUUGUGGCUUAUGGUCCCCCUUUCGUGAUCCUAACAGAGUCUCUCCCCCCACCCCGCCAGUAUGUUCCCUCUCGCACGCGAUCUUCUUACCUGGCAUUUGUUGUUACCUAGGCAGUGAGUAGAGGACUGGUUCUUCUCUAUCACCAGCACAUAGAUUGCUUUAAACUGUUACUUAGUGUUUUACAAUUUUUUAGAAUAUAUGGUCAGUGUAGAAUCAGAGGGAAUGUCUUUCACUAUUUUUUAGAAAUAUAUAUUUACUCUAUAAAACCAUCCUUUCUCAUCCCCCAGGCUGUGCUUGUUUCUAGUGCCUUGUGCAUACUCCUGUUCUCUGCAGAGCCAGCCUGACCUGGGCAUUGUGAACAGCUUUAUUUUUUUUUUUCUCUUGCCAUUUUCUCUACUGUUCUUUAUAUUUCAAUGUCAUCUCUGCCUUAUAUGUGGUUAGUGCUUGAAGACACAGAGAUUAAGUAUCUUUCUGGAGGGUUAGCUAUCUUUGCUUUCUGACUCAUGUUUUGCGUGCGUGCAACAGUUAGACCAUGUUUAGAGUUAGGGUUUUCAGAGAAUGAACAUUGCUUCCCUCAGUAGAAAAUGUUCCAGAUGAUGUUUAUAUAUUGUCAAGCCUCCCUGAAUUCUUCACAGCUCAAUAUUUCUAUACUACCAUCUUGAACAAGAGAAAAAUUAGGAGACUUUUCUCCUUGAAAGCUUUUUGGGGUGGGAAUUACUCUUUUUUAAUACAUGCAUUGUUGAACAUUUUUCUAACUCAGUAACUUGAAGAGCAGGAAGAUUUGUCUAAAGCCAGAUAUGAAUGAGAAGAUGGGCCAUAAGAAUGUUUUACACUUUCUUCAUUGUUGACAACAUUGACUAUGUUUGGUCAUUACCGUAAAUGCUUGAGAUAUAAUGAAUCCAGAGCAUUCGGGACAAUGUCUCCCCUGGAACAGUGAGUUCUGCCUUUCCUUUGAUCGGGGGUCAAAAUACAAAGACGUUUUUGCUGGGGCCUAGAAAUUGAAUUUUAAAACUCCCUGCACUGAUUCGUCAUGUGCUUUUUGGUUAGUAUCCAUGAUUAGAGUGGACAUACCUUGAGUUUCUGCUUCUUUAAGUUUUUUAUAAGUAUUGUCCAGAAAAAUGCAGCUGUUCUAAACUGGAAUUUUUCAGCAUUCUUGAGAAUUUUAAACAAGUAGAGAGCUCCACUUUAUUUCUAGCAUAUACUUUUGGUUCGUUUCUCGGUAUGUUUAUGAAGAAAACUUAAAGCCCAAACAUUUCAGCGUUGAAUACUGGGCAGAUUAUCCUCGGAGAGGCAGAAGGAGGGGGCACCUCGGCCUCUCUGAACUUAAGAGUCUAGCCGAGCUCUCCAUCUGGAGAUAGUGUGGUUGAGUGAUUACUCUGUUGUUUUAUGUCUUUUAUAUCCAGGCUCACCAGUUCUGAAAUCCAGAUCCCACACAACCACCCUUGCCAUGAGGGCACUUGGAAGCACACAGCAGCACAGGAAUUUACUGAACACAGCUUUUUCUUCUGUGACGUAUGGUUUCAAACAUCUUUGCCAAAAGUGAAGCCAUGGUUUGCUGAAAAGGUCAUAUUGCCCCAGGGUUAUACUGAAGCAGCUUAUAGCAGUAAAAAUCUGGUGUCGGAUUGAAAAUCACAUUUGAAUUUCAUCCUGAGGACUGGUGCUGGCAUGGGCCUGAUAGUUUCUAUAUGACAGUUGUCCUAGUGGCCCAGGCAUCAUAGGAACUGUUGUGCAGGGUGGAGUUGUAACAAUCCCAUUUAAGAAUAAAAGAGAAACUUGUCCAUUUCAGCAUCAUAAGCUAUCAUGUGGCAAAGGUAAUAAGGCCCUAAUCUUACGACCUGAAAAACACAAUUUCCAAGAGCUUUUAAGAACCCUGUGCAUUGGCUCCUCCCACUUUGUCUCUCCUUAAAGUGGGUAGGAACCCAAGAAGCAAAAAACCCAAGAACCUGUUUUGGACAGGAGCUCCGAGCCAUUUCAUCCCUCUGUAUUCUUAUGAUUUUCUCUCAGGAAUCACACAGUAGGAAUGGCACACUUUUCAUUUAGCCCAAGGUGUCUUACUAAGAAUAGUUCAAAAUAUUUACUUAAGAACAGAAUCUCAGCCUUUUAAUUUUAAGUAAAAAAUGAAAAUUUCAGAAUGCACAGGAUAUCUUAAAGAAAAUUUGUACCCCUUACUAAAGAUUUUAUCGUUUGACUACAGAAUGUGGUACUAUCCAUCUUGAUGGAAAAAAACCUAAACAGUACCAAAUAUUUUGAACCUUAAAUUAUGUAUUAAAAUUGAGCUUUUAACUACAGCUGCUUCUCUUAAAAGUGGCGCCUAUUAAAGUCAGUAAUGGCAAUCUUCAUUCCUUUAUGGAAAUUAAAAUCAUGUAAGCUUCUAAUAUAAACAUAUUAAAAUUCUUCUCUGCAAAGAAUUGCUUCUUUUAAAUGACAACUGGACUAUUUUUAUGAUAAGCACACGAGAGAGUGUCUCACAUUUUCCAAAAGCAGGCUUUCGUUGCAUCGUUGGGCCUAAGAAAGAGUAAUAUUAAAAGUUAAUAAGCUACUGUAAUUACUUAAUUGUGUUAGUACAGAAACUAUAGGAUAUUUACCUUGGAAAGAAAAUGUUGAGGCAUUAUAAAUUCUUAGGUGUUGCUAGAAUUCAGAAGAAUGCAUGUUUUACAUUGUGACACAUGAAAACAGUGUCUUUAUUUUAUAAAAAUAAAGAUGUGAUCUGAUUUCUAAAUCUUUAAAAGUCCUAAUACAGUGGACAAUGGAUAGAGGAAAUUCAGGAGAAAAAGUAUUCAAAGAAGGAUAGUUUCAAAGUUAGAUAUAUUUUGAAGGAUAUGUAUUAACAAAUAUAUGGUAAGAAUUUAUAUUAAAGUCACCUGGCAACUAUGAAGUUGAUACAUUCAAAAACAUGUUUUAUGGAAAAGCUGUUCCAAGUAGUUGCCAUUUCAAAUGUCUGCCUGAAUAAACUAAACUACCUGUACUACUUUCUCACUUCAUGGGAGAAAGCAGCUACAAGAAGCUAUGCUCGUUAUACAAGCCUGAGAAUGUUCCCUGUAGAAUAUAUAUAUAUAUUUAUAUAUAUAUGCAUAUUAAAUUUUAAAAAGGCACAUAUUUCCUGUGCCACCAGGAUUUUUUGAAAAAUUGUGAAGCCCAAAUCACGUGCAUCCAAUACAUUCAGAUGUAUGAUUAGAAACAUAGCUACGUGCUCCUUCCCCGCCGUGGAAAAACUUCUUGAGGCUACCAAAAGCCUAUCAAGCAACGUGAGCCCCCAGAUAAUUAACAGUGGUGUUUUCCUCAAAAGCACAAGAAAAUAGCAUUUUCAUUUCUUACCAAUGCAGUUUUCAACCUAGUUGUGUUACAUACCUAUAUCUCAAGCAUUUCUAACUUGUACUUUUUCACAAAACUAAAAUAUUCCUUUGGCCUUUUCUAUCUCCUGAUGUUUGUAUACAAUAGAAAUGUAAAAGAGGAGGGGUCUGAUUUUUAAAUGUGCUUUUUUUUCUCAAUUAGUUGUUUGUUUUAAUGAAGUAUGAAUCAGCUUUUCAAAAUGUUUUCUAUUUCUUAGCAUUCCCAGGGAGUUUAGAUAAAUGCAUGAACUUCCAUCGACAUAUUUAUGUUUCCUCGAUACUGGUGCUCUGGCCUUCAAGAAGAAAAACAAGAGCCUUUUGAAAAUUAAUACAGGCUUUUUUUCAAGCAUCUACUUAAAUAUUAUUACAGCAAUCUGAAGGUUAUAUGGUAGGAAAGGGAAACGAUUUUUCUUGCAGAUGUCUGUUUUAAAUUUCACACUGUCCUAAGGCAUGGGCUUUCUUGUUUCAUUCCAGUAUGUUCCACAAGGUGGCACUUUCAGGAGGUGGGGGGGUGGGGGGAGAAAAUCCGAGCAAGAGGUACUUCUCAAGACUUCGUUCUAACUUUAUUUUUCUGCACAUAUUUUACUCUUGCUUAGCACUAGUUUGUCAGGAUGAUUAAGAGUCUUCGUAACAUUCUGUGACCUCGAUAUCUUAGUUGUUCACUAGGUUCUGAACAGCUGUCUGUAAGUCAUUCUUGAGAAUGGAUAAUACACCCAUUUUGAUUAUUUAAGUGCAUAAAGAGAGCCAAGACCUCUUAUUUUUCAAGAAGCAUUUCUUUGAGGUACCUAAUUACCUCACUGUUCUAGGUGCAGAAGUUACAAAGAUGGACAGGCUAACUAUUAAAAGGCAACAUUCAUCUGUGACCAGGAUGGUUUUGUUAGGAGUGUAAAACUCCUCCAGUGGCCUCGGCCAAAAUACCUAUACCCCCAUCUGCUGUUUUCACAUUUCUUACCAUGAUGGUCUUUAGACAUUGAUUAAAAUUUUAAAUCCUCAUGUAAGAAUCAGAUGAAUAAAAUAAGUAACAUUGGUAUUUAAGUAGACAAAACUAUUUUUUCCAGAAGAAUUGCCAUGCUGAAACAGAGCCCUUAUAUACUAAAAGACCUGGUAAUUUUUUACAUCUGUAUAAUCACAAGUGUAAAUUCACAAGAAAAGCUAAUUUUUAAAAAUCCUGUCCAAGCAUGUGAGCGUAACAACAUAGGAGUAUAUUUACAUAAAUCUUUAAUUUAUCCAUCUGUUUAAUUUUUCCUAUGUAUCUCCAUACACUCCUAUGUUUUAAUUCCUAGGUCUGCUCAGAGACUGAUCAUUCCCCAGGUGAUUUUAGUUAAUUUUAGUUAAUUUUAGAAGCCCUUUUCCUCAGUAAGUGUUACAGAAAUUGAGGAGGAAGGCAGUUGUAGUACUUUUCAGAGUUUCCUUAGCACGGCAUAACAGAAGGCAGUUUAUUCCUUCUGAGUGGGAGAAACUCGAUGGUGCCUGCUUAACUUUCCUGCAAAGUAGCGGGCAGGCAAGUCUCACUAACUCAUUUCUAAAUCACCGCACACACUAGGGGCUGGCCAGAGCUCUCUGGGAACUCGUCGGCCCCUUCCCUCUGCUUAAAACCCCACCGAAGUAGUUUCCAAUUUAAGCCCCUAAAUGGAAGGCCGAAUUCAAACCUCGAGUUUGUUAUCAGUUGGGCCAGUCUGAACUCUAUUUGCUCGUGGUCGACACUUGACGGCCACCUGAAAACCUUCUGGGUGCGCUGCGCCGUCACCCCGCCCCUUUGGCUGUAGAGCGGCAGUGGGCGGAGCUGGCUGGGACCCGCCCGCCGCUCACCUGUUAGUGCCUGAAACGUAGUACAGACCCGGCGGGAGAUCGUCCGAGGUCCAUGUGCCCUGCUGCUGUCUCAGAGGCAUCUGUUCUGCAAUCCUAGGAGGUAAAUUGUUCCUAGAAGCAAACGGGUGUCUUCUGUGCAUAAAUAAGUACAACACAAUUCUUUGAAAGUUCGGGUAUAAAGAGAUGCUGUUCUUUAUGAAGCGUCUACCAGGCAUCUCUCAAGCUCUAAGCUCAGCUUUUUUUUUUUUAAGAGAAGAUGUAUAAUUACAAGAAAGAUUUUUUAUUUUUUUAUUUUCUAUCAUUCUACAUAUAUGAUGGCAAAAGAUAUGUGUGGAGAAGUUUUGUUUUGAAAAUUUGUUUAUUUUCUUCCUAGGCAAAAGCUCCUCUAGUUUCUAAUUUCUUCUUUCUCUUUUUUCUUUAUCCAAUAGUUAAAGGUAUGUAAGCCAAUUAUCUCACGUAGUAGAGGAUUUUCCUGUUUAGAGGACCUUUUGUGUGAAUUGUUUCUUCAAGCAAAUAAUCAACUCCUCCUCUGCUUUGGGAGUUUGGAUUGUCAAAUAUAGGUUUCCUUAGAAAGGGGGCACAUAACUGUACAUAUUGCAAUAAAGAACUAUGACUGUAGCACUAAUGAGCAAGCAUAGAGCCACACACAGUUAUUUAAUUUCUGACACUCUGUGGUUUCCGGCCAAAUUCCGUCGACAUGCUUAGGUUACAGCCCUGAAGAUACCCAUUGUACUCUUAACUUGAAAGUUUCUAAUCUUAAGUUUUUUGAAAUGCAAUAAUAUGUAUUAGCUAGCAAUACUUCUGUGAUCACCAGCACCUCCUAAUUUAACCUUGAAGUCUCCAAAUAAUGAGAAUAGACCCCAGCGGUAAUACAUUUCUUGAACCGAACCCCGAAGUACAUUGUAUAGCUUCUCAUUUUGGUCCUGUGUUUGCAACAACAUACACGUGAUUAUCACAGUUCCUCACUUACUUUGUAUUCAUGUGUUUUACUAUGACCAGUAGUAAAUAUAUUAGUUAGUACAUGGGAUAAAUAGCAGCAACUACCCCUAGCAUCAGCACUUAACAAGGUGGGGAAUUUCUAUUUCAAGUUGUUCUACACUUGCAUAAAUUAUUUCUAUUAUUAUUCAUGUAUGUUAUUUAUUUCUGAGUCACACUAGUCCUGUGAAAGUACAACUGAAAGGAGAUGGCAUUAGGAUUUGCAUUUAAUGUUCAUUAUCAUGGUCUUGAUGGAGCUAAGUAAAUUAAAAUUAGACUAAGCCCCCAAAUAAGCCGCAUUUAUUUUAACAUGAUGGGUAGAAUUUAAGUCUGUAGGUGUAGUAUUUUUGUGUCUAGGUGUUUUAUCAUUGUGUAAAGGAAUUAAAGCAAAGGACUUUGUAGUUCUUUUGUCAAGUAUGCAUACAGUAUAGCGUGAAAAUACAGCAAAAAUUUAAAAUCAGAUAGAAAAGCAUCAGAUACUGCCUUAAUUUAGGAACUCUGCCAGACAGCUGUCAGUGUAGGCGCCAGGCAGAGACAGGUGCCUGGGUGGUGCCGCCUCCUGUCUGGCCUCGAGAUGAAGCUUCCUCCCUGGGAUCUCGAUCUCGUGCCCUCAUAGGUGUCCUGUGUAGUAGUGGGAACAGGUAGUAACCGUUGCAAGAACAGCGUGAGAGUUUUCUAUAGAAGCAAACUGUCAGCUUGUGCCUUGGGGCUUCCAGAAUGUGUCAGAUGGAGAAAUUCAAGUUUCCGUGCUUCAAGCAACUUGGUUUUGUACAGAAGCAAUUCAGUCCGGUAAUAAACACAAGGAUUGCAUGUACAGUAGUCAACAGUGGAUAUUAAUAGCCAACAGUCCCCAACAGCUCAGAAGCUUGUGGCGUUUCUGGUAUUUUAGGUUUGGAUCUGAAGGUUAAUUGGCAAGUGUUUGGUAUAGAAGAGCAGUAUGUGUUAAGAAAAGCACAAUAUCGGUUCCCGUAGAGUGCAAAUGAGAGCUAGAGGGUUUUAUAGGAUUAUCAUGUCAGAGAUGUGUAAAUGCAUGUUUUCACUGUAAAAUGUAUUAGUGUAGUGUUUCUGCAUUCCCAUAGGGCUUAGUUAAAACUUUAUUCUAGGUUUUCAGCGAGGCUGUCCUAUCCAGUAAGCUUUUUUUUUUUUUGGAACUUUUAUAAUAGAAAAUGUGUUAAACGUAGAAAAAAAAUUGUAUUUUGGAUAUUUGACUUGUUGGUUUCUGUGUUUGAAAUCACGGUUCUGGAGAUGUAGAGAUGGUGCAUGGGCAUGUCAGAUACUAAUCUAGGCUGUGUGAACCAACGUCCUCCCAUCCCCCCAGCAUCCUUCCUCCCUCCCGCUGAAGUGCUCCCUGCCUCCAUCCCGGCCUGUCUGCAUGGUGCUCUUUAUCCUCUUCUGCCGCUCUUUGGGCGUCAGGGACACGAAGAGAGGGAUGCGUUAGGCAUCACGGUGUGCCUGCUCGGGCUUGGCCACCACUUUUACUUGACCUUUGGCUGGGCACAGAGUGUGCUCGCGGCACUGAUCACAGAUGCCCUCCAGCACAUUUGUGUGCAUCUUGAUUUUAAAACCAAGUCAUCCUACAGAGCAUUCAAUUUCGGCUGUGGUACAAAAGGAGAAACUAAACAAGUCUAUACAGCACAUUCCAGGCUGCUGUUUUCUAUCCAUCUACAGGCCAUAGUUUUACUGUAUUUCUUCAUACUUGAAACUCAUUCUGCUAUUAUAAUAUCAGGGUACAGACUUAUAAGGGUGCAUGUUCCUUAAAGGUGCAAAAUUACUCUCAUUCCGUUUGCUCAUAUCGCUACAGAAUGCUCUUUUGGUGCUUGGGUUUGAGCAGGUGAAAGAAGCAGUGUGGAAAUUCACUGCCUGGAACACAGUCUUACAAGAAUGUUGACAGAUGGCUUGGUAGCAGAGAGUGCUUCUGCUCUUUUCUCCAUACACAAGGUUGAGAGUUACCACACUGGCCUGUCAGGUUCACCUGGGUAUCCUUUCUCACAGAGGACAGAAACCCUGUGCUCUCCCCAAAUGUGGGUGCGGUGCAGCUCUCUGAAAGCAGAGACCUUCCUACGUACCGGAUCAUUUAGCCCCCAAAGAAAAAUGGCCGUGGGUGUAGACAGGAGCAGAAUGGGAAGGGUUCUCUCACUCUGGUGACCAUCCCUCCAUAUAGAAAGCUCUCCUGGGGCAAAAAAAAGAAAAAAAAAAAAAGAAAGAAAGAAAGCUUAUCUGUAAAGUUACCCCCUUCAUAGCACCCUGAGCUAAAUGAUCUUGCUUCUUUCCCUUUAGGUAGAUGAAAAUACAGGUCAGUUUAUCUAGACUCUUCUCACCUGAAGAGGAAAAUAGGAAAGUAGAUUGUUUGUAUCAUGUAAGAUAUAUAAUCCAAGAACUACGAAAACUUACCUUAAAUCCCCCAUCACUAGCAAUCUGUUUUAAAAAGUAGCUCGAGUCAAAGAUGCUUUAUGACCUGGACUGCCCGCGGUCAGGGGCAGUCAUUCUAGCAUGCGCCUUAUUCUAGGACUUACUUGGAGAGCGACAGUUGCCGAUGCUGACUCUGUUGCAAUGGCAAAGGUAACGUGUCAGAGAAUUCAGAGGGUUGCAGAUCACAAACCUUUGGAAACUGGAUGUCUUACUGGGUGCUAGAAUGCAAAUUUAGGUAUUUAUUGUCAGAUAAUGGAAUUCAUUGUUUUUUAAGAAUUAGUGUUGAAACUUCACUGUCCAGUUCAUUGUUUUCACAUAUGCACAAGCUAAAUUGAAGCAAAAA